CAAGAAGCACCUGGGUAUGACGUACGGUACCUCAUUUUGUCAAAUUUUAUCAGUUUGCUAAAGAUACUCGAGACUGCUCGGGGAUUCCCCUUCAAAUUUCAGCAGUUUCACUUUCGAAAGAUUACGAAGUUGAAUAAUUUUCGCUUUCUCACGGAAGUGCGACACACCUUUGAUCAUCUAGAAGCAGUAAGGCGCCAUCAGGCGAAUGUCUCAUUCGCGAAAUGUUGUCGAAUUUGUGGUAGGAGGAUUGGAAAAGCGGUACAAAUGUAUACAAUGCCACAAUGUUCUACAAGAUCCAGUCCAAUCCAGUUGUGGUCAUAGGUAAGUUGUAAAAGUUGUAUGUCUUUCCAACAGGAAGUUCUAGAACAUUCUGUUUGUCAACCGAUCUUUGGGCUGGAAUGAUUCUUUUACCGGUGAACAACAAGGACGUAUUGCGCUCCUUUUUUGAUGCAAAUGUGCCUUUGGUCAUCGACAAAGGCCGCGCCAUGAAAGCUUAUACUGUACUUGAGUGAAACACAACCGUUCCUUUGCCGUACGAGUGGCAGAUUUACAGUAAUGCUUUCAUGCUAAAAUUUCGUUCUUUUGUAUUCAGUUUUCAGGAUUCUUUAGGCAAACAAGGUUAAGCUUAUUUUAUUUUACACUAACGUUCAAGAAUUUCGUUGAUAAUCCCGAACGGCUGCUGUAAGCUUAAGUUCCUUUUCAGUGACGUGUUAGGUUCGAAGAAAUAUAUUCAUUGCUGAGUCGAAAGUCAAUGUGGAUCGACGAUUGAAAUGAAUCUAAGCGUGACCAAGGCGGCGUAAUAUUAGUUAAGCUUACUUAUAUUUCGAAGAAAAAGUAGUAGGUAGUAGGUGGUGCGGCAUUUUGGCAAAAUUGCUUGACCAUCUGAUUAGCUUAUCAUCUUACCCAGAAGUGAUUGCAUGAAUCAUUGCUAAAAACAUUAAAUUUCGUAGUUGCAAUGUUAAAAUUUUUGACGCCAUUGAUCAUUGCCCAAUAAAGAGCAAACAUGUCACGCUUCAGCUUGUUCAAACGUAUCAGAUAAAUACGUUUACCUUUUUGUGACUUCCAUAUUGGUUGCAGGGCAAAUGACGUCACUACGUAUUUGAAAAACGAUCCCUGAUCUUAUGCAAUGUCUUUCUGUACAGUAGCCGUGAAGUCAUGGCAAGUACAAAAUAAUAAUUACAAACUUGCCAAGAUUAACCUUUCUCGUUUAGUGGUCUUUGGACAGAGGGUUUGAUACUGUUCUGUAACUUAAAUACUGUAGCUCGAAAACCUGACCGUAAUCCUCAUGUGCUCAGUUGUACCCAACCUUGUAUCUGCAAAUAGAACCCAACAAUUUGAAGAUUGUGAGGACAUCUAUUUUCUAGCUUUUUUUGUAGUUUCCCUCUCUAAGUAACCAGAAGAUCUUUCAUCAUAUUUGCUGCUGGUGAAGUUUUUCCUCUUUCACUACUGUCUUCCUAGAAGAAUCUUCCUCCAUUCAAAUUUCUAGGAAAGUCAGUAGUGAAUGCAAUAAUAGUUCUAUUUAUUACAAGAUGAUGUUGUUUGACCACAACUGCCUGAAUUCUUUUUUUUUUUCCUUUCUUAUUUCUGUUUGAUAUAUAGUGAUGUUCAAAUAACAAAAACCCAGAAUCUAAAAAAAUACAACAGACUAAAGGAUUCUAGUGGUUGUAGUAAAAAUGCUACUUCAUGAAACUGACCCAAUCUUCUAUGAAGAGGGCCUAGCUUGGGAUCCCAGAAAUCUUAGUUGCGAGAAGAAAGUUUCAUUUACUCCACAAUGCAUUGCUCCUUAGUUUAUAAUCAUGCCUAUAGACCUUUGUCUGACUGACUGACUCUGCUGAUAGAGAACUAUAAUUUUAGCUGUUAAGUGUCAAAUAACUGUUUGUAUAGUUAAGAAAUUUAACUCACCUAUUUUUAACUAGCCUGUGAGCAAGCUCUCAGUGAGGGAAAUCAGUACUCGAGAGCAGAGGCGACAGUGAGGGACACCCCUUGCCGCUUCACUGCCCACUUGUGUGUUUUUGCACAAGUGGCUUUGUUAACCCAAAGAAGAGCUUGUUUGCGUGCUAUUAUUUAACUGAUAGAAAUUUGUUAUGCGGUGGCCAUUUUGUCUUAAACAGCCUUGUUUAUGCACAACUAGCCUCGUUUUCUCCACAAGGCUAGCUGUGCGUAAACGAAGCUUUUUAAAUCUAUUAAGACAAAAUGGCAGCCGUGUGACAAAUUUCUAUCAGUUAAAAAAUAGUGUGCAAACAAGCUCUUCUUUGGGUUAACAAAGCAACUUGUGCAAAAACACACAAGUGGGCAGUGAAGCGGCAAGGGGUGUUCCUCACUGUCGCCUGUGCUCUCGCAUACCAAUUCCCCUCAUUGAGAGCUUGCUCGCAGGCUAGUUAAAAAUAGGUGAGUUAAAUUUCUUAACUAUACAAACAGUUAUUUGUCACUUAACAGGUAGAAUUAUAAUUCUCUAUCAGUGCAGUCAGUUUAACCAGGCCUUUUGUGUCAAAUGCCUUCCUUUCAGUGAAGACGAUAUAAUUCUUACCUCUGACUCUUAACUUGCAGGUUUUGCUGGUCAUGCUUGGAUGAUAUUUUGAAACAGAAACCGCCAGGUGAGGCUAAAUGCCCGGAUGAUGGAGAGGUUCUUAAAAGAGAAGAAGUUUUUAAGGACAAGUGUGCUCAGAAAGAGAUACUUGCCCUGGAGUGUUAUUGUCCUAAUAAAUCACUUGGCUGUCUAUGGACCGGAUUACUAGCUUAUCUUCAGGAUCACGAUGCCGAAUGUUCUUAUACAAAAGUGAAAUGUCUGUAUAGUAAUCUUGGUUGCAAUGUAGUUAUCUUAAGACACCAAUUAGCUAAACAUGUAGAGAAUGAUUGUGUGUAUAAGGUCACGGAAUGUCCUUACUGCCGGGUUGGUUAUCCUGGGGUUAAAAUGAGGGAACAUUUAGAAGAGUGCGGAAAGUUUCCAGUUAAAUGUCCUCAUGGUUGUGGUGAGAGUGAAAUUCUCCGGGAACACCUUGCAGAGCAUUCAAUAUCAUGCCCGCGCGCGCCAACACAGUGCAAGUUUAAAUCCAUGGGCUGUGAAUUUGAAGGUCCAAGGGAUUCCUUAGAUGAACAUCUCGAGUCAUUUACCACAGAACACCUAAUGUUAUGUAGUAAUUACGUCGAGAAAGUUACGGAGGAGAUGAGAAAUUUACAACUUCAGUUGAAUGCUUCACUGGCAAUGAAUCAAACAUACGAGGAAAGGCUGUCUUUACAAAACGAGGCUCUAGUACUCAAUAGACAAACGCUGUCCACGCAUCAGAUGAAGCUAACGAAAGUGGAGGAAAAUCUUUCUGAACAGCGUACGAGUAUAGACGAGAUUCGUCAACAACUAACGACCGAGUUGAACUCCAGAGAAAAUACUACAGCGGGUCUGAACAUGGUUGACAUAAUACGCCGUUUAGAUUUUCAAGAUGAAAGGUUAGCGGUAUUGGGGGAAGACGUCAGGCGGCUCAACCAGGCACCGGCGCGUCCUCGUUACGCGGCUUCAGCAAGUGCUGGUGGAAGCGAUCAUCGGUUCGAUCGUGUGGAACAUUCUUUAGCUCUGCACGAAAUCCAGCUGGCGGACCAAGACCUUAAACUACAGAUUAUGGAGACCACAUCGUAUGAUGGGAUUUUUUUGUGGAAAAUCGAUGAAUUUCAACGUAGAUUUCGUGAAGCAGUUGAUGGGAAAACAAUAUCCAUCUACAGUCCUCCAUUUUACACUGCCCGCUAUGGAUAUAAGCUUUGCGUACGCGCAUAUCUCAAUGGUGAUGGGCCAAUGGGCAAAGGGAAAUAUUUGUCGUUGUUUAUCGUAGUAAUGCGAGGGGAAUACGAUGGCUUAUUGAGUUGGCCUUUUCGCCAAAAGAUCACAAUGAAGCUGCUGGAUCAAGAUCGAGUCUCGGAUGUUACCGAGUCCUUCCGACCGGACCCGAACAGCUCGAGUUUUCAAAAACCGCGUUCGGAUAUGAACAUCGCUUCGGGCUGUCCUACCUUCUGUACACAUAAUCUCUUGAGAUCUAGGGGCUACAUCCGUGAUGAUUCGAUUUUUAUCAAGAUAGUUGUGGAUCCAACUGGGAUGCCUGUAAUCUAAAGGUUGCCUGCGAAUACAACCGUCUCUGAUCGUUGCGGACGCUAGGCGCACGGUUUUGGUUGCCCAUGGUUUCCCUGAACGAACGACCCUGGCGGCCGAAACGAUCACAGACAGUUGUAUUCGCAGGUAACUUUUAAGUAGGGCUAAGAAGAGCCCCCCAUAUCAGAAUUAAAGAAGAGUUUCAAAAAUAUCUAAAACACGUU
Molecule: messenger RNA, 4296 nt
Organism: Porites lobata
Lineage: Eukaryota; Metazoa; Cnidaria; Anthozoa; Scleractinia; Poritidae
Source: the annotation of a GenBank genome assembly